UCUUCUGAGAGACAGAGAGAGAGAGGCACAUACACAAAAGGAACCACAGCGUGAUUGCCAAGGAAGCCAAGAAAUAUAAAAAAUUGUGAUCAAGACCCAAAGGACACAUACUGUUAAUUCCUUUCCACAGCAUCCAUUCCAGACCGAGAUAUGAUGGAAAAAGAUUUUUGAACUAUCCCCUCAGUGUGGGCUAAAAUGCAGAAUAAUAUGAACUGGCAGCUGGUGAUUCCUGGCUUGAUCAUCGUGGCCAUUAAACUUGCAGGAACGCCCCUGUUCAUGGUAUAUUUUCCACAGAUCUUCCCAACUCUGGGUUUUCAGAGGAUACUCAAUUCCACAACUGAGGGGAACAGAACAGUUUCACAGAUUUUCUCCACUGAUGACUCACCAGAGAACUCUAAGUCUUCAACCACUGGGGGAAGAACAGACUGCCCGAACCGGUGGACAUUUCAAAGGGGGAAAUGCUACUUCUUUUCUGUUCAAGAAAAGACUUGGAAUGCCAGUCAAAGAGCAUGUUCUGAAGCAAACUCUAGUUUAGUGAUCAUCAACAGCAAAGAGGAACUGGAGUUCCUCCAUAAUAACACAAAAGCUGAAGAUCACUUCAUUGGAUUGUCAAUCAGAGGCGCUGAAGGUAGAUGGAAAUGGAUUGACAACACAGAGUUUAACACAGACAUAUUUAUUAUAGGUUUGAAUAGUGACACCUCUGAUUGUGCUGUAAUCGGAUUAACUGUCGUGGGUACUAUAUCUUGUUCUGUACCAAACCGUUGGAUCUGUGAAAAGAAAGCAUAACAGCUCCCGUGGACAGAGGAAGACUCUGGGGCUGGCACACAGAGGCUAACUGGAACUUGGGUGGCAUGGUUUAGUGGUUAGAGCAAGUCACUUGGAGUCAGGAGACAGGUUUUCUUCUAUACUGUAUUGGCUGAAAGGCCUUGGGAUAGUUACUUUGGCUUUUUGUGCCUCAGUUUUCCCAUCUGUAGACAAAGAAUAAUAGUAUCCACUUUUGUAAAGUAUAUCCUCAGAUGACAUGCACUAUGGUGGUGCCACGUACUGAUGUUAAUGCCCAUAUAAUGCUGUAUUCACACAAACUACCAUAAACUUGCAUAGAGGCUAAUUCUCUCUCUUAUGCACACAUGCAGCCAGGGACAAACUUACCAUUGACAUAAGAAUUCUUGAAUUAAAAUAAGCAUGACAGAUAAAAUUGGAGGCUGAAGAAGAUAAAAGUGGUGUUGGAAAUGACAAUGGUUAAAAACACUGUUAUGAAGCAAGGUGUGGGGGCAGACCAAGAUCUGUGCACCUGGAAGACCCUGUUCAAACCAAGAACAUUAGAAUUCUUGGAACUCUUGAGAACAGCACAAUUUUUCUGGAAGCCCUUGUUAAAAGCAAUAUAGCAGCUCAGCUAUAUUUAGCAUUUUGGUAGAGCUUGAUGGGCCUGAUUCUGUGCUCACUUUCACAGGAAUAACUUCAAAAAUGUCUAUGGAGUUACACCAGUUCAAAAUCAACCUGGCACCAGGAGUGAAACCUUGACCCCACUGAGUCAAUAGCAAAACUCUCACUGACUUCAACAGGGUGAGGAUUUCACCCCAAUCAUGUGAGAAAUGCAGAAACAUUAGCUAAUUAAAGAGAACAAAAAGAAAAGGAGUACUUGUGGCACCUUAGAGACUAACCAAUUUAUUUGAGCAUAAGCUUUCGUGAGCUACAGCUCACUUCAGUUUCCUGUAGGUUGAACAUUGUUGUUACUGGCCACCGCAAUGAAAUACAUGGAAGGUACACUACAAAGGGAAAUACAAUGCUUGUCACACUUCCUGUGAUGUGUAAAACAGAAGAUUUUUAAUAGCAGCAGCUGUGGUGGGGAGCUAAGAUCCUAUUAUAGAUGGCACGAACUGUUAACAUUUCUGGACUUAAGCCUGGUGAUGCAACAGGGAAGUCAAUGGAUAUUGUAAAAAAGAUAUGCAGUGUUGUUACAGCCGUGUCAGUCUAAGGCUAUUAGAGAGACAAUGUGGGUGAGAUAAUAUCUUCUUUUAUUGGACCAACUUCUGUUGGUGAGUGAGACAAGCUUUUGAGUUUAAAUAGAGCUCUUCCUCAGAUUACCUGAAGAAGAGCUCUGUUUAAGCUUGAAAACUUGUAUCUCUCACCAACAGACGUUGGUCCACUAAAAGAUAUUACCUCAUUGUAAAGAAGAGUUUCUUUGACAGAGCAUUUCCAUCUCAGUCUAUUGCAGGCAAAACUCUGAAAAAUUUAUCCUGAAAUAAACCACUUUGUUUUGAGGGUAAAUUUAGCAGUGCAACUGCUGGAGAUUAUCACUGAGGAGACUGUGAGGUGAACGCUCCCAAUCCAUACUUUUGGACAACUAAACCAUACUUAUAUUCAAGACUACCCUAAAAAGCUACCCUCUCUUUUAAGGGAUGACAUCAAACUAUUCCUCAGUUGUACUAAGUACAGCUCAGCUCCACUUCUAUUAAAAGACCCCCUCAAUUAAGCAACCAAAUGUCAAUCCCUUCAGUGGUUACUUAAAACAGGUUUCACUAUAUAUUUCAUAUAUCCAGAUUCUUGGUAGAGUGACCAGACAGCAAAUGUGAAAAAUCUGGAUGGGGGUGGGGGAGUAAUAGGAGCCUAUAUAAGAAAAAGACCUAAAAAUUGGGACUGUCUCUAUAAAAUUGGGACAUCUGGUCACCCUAAUUCUUGGUCCAAUUUGUGCUGAAGAUAGAGCCCUUACUGGGUUUCAUCACCACUAUAUUGACCCAUUAUCCUGAAGGAUUGCUAACUGAAAUUUGAGAUUUGCCUUUUAUUGUAAUGUAAGUAUAAGGUUACCAAUAAGAGUGCUGUUGUCUUGCUAUGCUUUUAGAUUAUUUGAUUUAUACUGUAUCUUCAAUUGUAUCUAAUCUAAUCCAUUCUAUUUAUAUCACAUGCAUAGCCACAGUAUGUAACCAUCUAUUGUCAUCUACAAAUAGCAGGUGGAUUUUCUGCAAUAUUCUGAAAUCCUCAGUCUCCUCUGUUUUCCCUUUUUUAUUGUGAUCCCACAUGUGUUAGUGAGGUUUAAGCUUUAUAUAUUACUGCAAAUACUGAACUAAAUAACAUGUCACUAUGAAUUUCUGCAUAUGCAUACUGUGACGGGAUAAGGCCAGAUGGCUUAGAAAAGUAGGGGGAGAUAAAUAUAUUAGCUCCAGGCUAAACAAAUCCCUGGUACCCGGAUAAGUUAAAUGGCAGCUGCUCCAGGUCAGUUAAGACACCUGGGGCCAAUUAAGAACUUUCCAGAAGGCAGGGAGAAUGCUAGGUUGAUUGGAACACCUGAAGCCAAUCAGGGGCUGGCUGAAACUAGUUAAAAGCCUCCCAGUUAGUCAGGUGGGUGUGCAUGUCAGGAGCUGUGGGAGGAAGUUGUGCUGUUGGAGAGACUGAGCAGUACACACCAUAUCAGGCACAAGGAAGGAGGCCCUAAGGUAAGGGCGAAGUGUAGCUUGAGGAAGGUGGGGGCUGCUGUGGGGAAGUAGCCCAGGGAAUUGUACAUGUCAUGUUUCUAAAAGGUCAGUGACCAUAGCUGAUACUAUUAGGGUCCCUGGGAUGGAGCCUGGAGUAGAGGGUGGGCCUGGGCUCCCCCACUUUGCCCCCCCUCCCAAAUUUAUCACUGAGACUGGGAGACAACAGAGAAUGUGCAAGGGAGGAUAGCUUCUCCUCACCUCCCUCGCUGGCUUAUGAUGAAAAUAGCUCAGUAGACUGUGACCCUUGUCUCUAGAGAGAGACGGGUUACAUGGAGGGUCACAGUGAGCCUCUGAGGCUAGUAAAAUCCGCUAGGAAAUGCAGGACCCACAGAGACAAGGACAGAGCUUUGUCACAAUACAUAUAUGAAGCUUAAUACUGAAGAAACCACAAUCAAUGACUGUGUAUGAAAAAUAUGGCUUUUAUGAAUUUACAAUAUUAAAAACAAUGUUUAUCU
Caretta caretta (loggerhead turtle) is the source of this 3925-nucleotide messenger RNA. Its product is annotated as C-type lectin domain family 5 member A-like. NCBI's taxonomy places the organism in Eukaryota, Metazoa, Chordata, Testudines, Cheloniidae. The record is from RefSeq and is a predicted model, not a curated record.